Molecule: messenger RNA, 5057 nt
Organism: Ruditapes philippinarum (Manila clam)
Lineage: Eukaryota; Metazoa; Mollusca; Bivalvia; Venerida; Veneridae
Product: sperm-associated microtubule inner protein 5-like
Exons: 7
Coding region: 190-1113 (307 amino acids)
Source: RefSeq, a predicted model, not a curated record
GAAUAGCUGUAAUCUGUCAUGCUUCGCUAACUCAGGUAGACAUCCUUAGCAACUGUUUAUAGCGGCUUUAACGACGACUCUCUGUGUGUUAAAUCAAUCAAACAAUCCAAUCGAUACAAAGAUUUGUUUAAGGAUUUUUCACAGCUAUCGAGAAAGUGUGUUUGUGGAGGGAAACACUGAAAAGAAAGAAUGACAACGAUAGCGUUUGGAGGUGGCCCGUCCCUUGAUCAACGUCGGGGGUUUACAACCCUGAGGGACGGGACACACGUUCCAGGGUACCGUGGAUAUUGCCCUCAGAUUAAGUACCGUGUUGGUAAAACGUACGGAACAGAUACACAUGAACUUGCUCAGUCACGUAUUCACGUCCAUCCAUCAAAUACUGUCACAGCCCCGGAAGGAGUACAGCUCGUACAGCUACGCAAUACACUGCCAAGAUCUACCGGAGAUAAUAAAUAUACUGAACAAAUGGUGCCCGGAUAUACAGGUUAUAUACCCAGAAUGACAUUUAAAUUUGGUGGAACAUAUAAAGAAGAUUGUGAUGUUUGCAUCGAUGAAUACAUGACAAAUAGAACGAAUCACGAUCAGAGACAUCGAGACUUGACACGUCAAGUUAGCUGCGUGCCGAGAUUAACGGCGGUGUCACAUGACCCAUCUGUAAAAGAGAAGUUAAAUCGCUACAGAGAUACGCAUCCUUCUAGACCAUUAUUAAUGGAGGACAAGCGCCCAUUGACAGAACCUCCAAUUCCUGGCUACAAUGGAUAUAUACCAAGGAUCAAACCCACAGAGGUUGGACUUGGACAUCGGUACCACGUUGCAUGCGACAAUGGAUUUAGCCAAUUUGUGCAGGAAACUGCCCGCCACUCGGAGAGAUUAACAGGGACCUUGCCAAAAGCAUUAGAAAAGUUACCACGAGAACACUUACAGAGUGCCCCACCAUCCUUCAAUAGACGACUUUACCAGAAUGAUGGUAUGAUACCCAAAUAUACAGGAUAUAUUCCACAGAAGCGGUUUGUGUUUGGAAACACAUAUGGCGAUACCACCAGGACAUUAGAAGUAUGCAGUCAUCCAGCAGUGUCAUUUGGAGCUCAUAUUCAGGAGAAAGAAGGAAUCUAGAUAAUAUAUCUUAACACUUACAUUACAAACUAGUUUUCAAAAAUGAGUGUCGUGUCUAACCUAAUUAGCAGUCCAGAGAAUUACCCUGAUCUAGAAUUUCAUACUAUCAGCGUUUGAUAUAUGUAUGUAUAAAUGCAUCCUGCCUAGCUUACUGAACGUCGGUGGUUCUUAACCCAGGUGACCGUCCAUGCAUGAAAUAAUGCACAGAAGGGCACCUGAGGUCUUCCUUUACCAGUAAAGCUCGAAAGUCGCCAUAUGACCUAUACUGAUGUAAAACCUAACCAAAAAAUAAAAUCAUCUUUGCACUGUUCACAGCAGAUUUUGUUGGGUAAAAGACUAUACUUCAUAUGAGCUGAAUCCCAUCUGAAAUAAAGCAAGGAGGAUCACCUAAAGUCGUCACAAGUAAAAGCUGGACAAUCGCCUGAUGACUUCAAUUAUAUGUAUGGUGUGACAAAAUAUAAAGCAAUAAGUUCAGAAGGUUUUUUUUUUCUAGAACUUUCAUUUUUAUGAAUAUAAGAAGCAGUAUAUGACAUCAAUGUCAUGUUCAAGAAAUUUUUUCAUGUAUAAGGAACUGGAACACUUACCUGAGAAAUUAAAAUUGGGAUGUAUAUAUUUCUGUAGUGUCUUAUUAGGUUAGAUUAUGUCUGAACAGUGUUUCGUCAUAAUUAAUUAGGAGUAAAAGAUUGAAGGGACGUAUAUUUGAAUGAACUCAUCAUGGUGUAAAGUUAAAGUGUGUAUGUGUGUUUUGUAUAAAAACGGUUUUGAAUAUGGAAUUGACUGUGAAUACUCUUGUAUAAUAUAUGUAUUUAGAGUACUCUUAUAUGAUGUUCACCUAUGUAUUGUUAUACAUUUGUAUUUACAAUACUCUUGUAUAAUGUGCACCUAUGUGUUGUUAUACAUUUGUAUUUAGAGUACUCUUGUAUAAUGUGCACAUAUGUGUGAUUAUACAUUGGUAUUUACAGUUCUCAUGUAUAAUGUGCACAUAUGUGUUGUUAUACAUUGGUAUUUACAGUACUCUUGUAUAAUGUGCACAUAUGUGUGAUUAUACAUUGGUAUUUACAGUUCUCAUGUAUAAUGUGCACAUAUGUGUUGUUAUACAUUGGUAUUUACAGUUCUCUUGUAUAAUGUGCACCUAUGUGUUGUUAUACAUUUGAACUGAAGGUACACUUAGAUUAUGUGCACAUAUGUGUUAUACAAUGGUAUUUACAGUGCUAUGUAUGAUACAUAAGAAAAGAGUAUCAACUCACAGGAAUGUAUAUAUUUUAAUUCAGUUGACAAAACUGUAACAAUUAUUUUUUAGUGCUGACUCUGGGUUAAAAUUUUUGAGAGUCUUGAGAAUCUUGUGAUGUGAAAGACAAAUGUCAUUUAAAUAAGAGUAUAAAAGCUAAAUAUUUUUGACUGGAUAUAUUUUAAAACCCUGCAAAAUGGGUGUUGUUAAAUAGAAGGUAUUUAUGGCUAAUUUGAAGAAAUGAUAGUUUGAGUUGCUCAGGAUACUUUUGAGUAAAUGUAAAUAUGUGUAUAAAUCAAAAUAUUUAUGUUAAAUUUAAUUACAGAGAGCAUUAUAUAUGUACUUACAAAAAAGCAAAGUAAAUAAAUAAAAUUAUAAUUGUUACUUGAAUUGGUUGCUGUGUAAUUUGUAAAAUAAACUUUAUUUUACAAGGAAAAAAAAAAAACAAUUCUGUAUCCAUUAACUGAUUUAAUUAAAGAUUUGCUUUUAAAUUUUAUUUAGAGAUUAGCAUUUAAAUUUUAUUUAAUUUUGAAAAUAUUUAAGCUUAAAGGCUGUUAUGAACAUAUCUGUGAUAUUAGACAUUAUUUUACCAUGGCAUUUUUGAAGGGAAAACAUGUAUGACAUCAUCAAUGACAUCACAAAUGACACCAGUGACAUGAUCAAUGACAUCACAAAUUACACCAGUUUUAUCAUCAGUGACAUCAUCAAAUUCCUACAUGUUUGAUUUUUGUUAAAUAUGGAUAUUUGUUAUUGCAACUUGAAGAUGAAAUACUUUUGAUGAUAGUUUGACAUCCAUGAAUGAUUAGUUUUUAUAAAGGAGAUCAUUUUUAAACAGAUUAGGAUUGAAGAAACAAGAGUCCAUAAAGGUAAAUGCAAUGUUUGUAACUGCUUUUCCUUCAGAAUUGUGAUGCCUAUUAAACUGUUUAAAAUUUAAAUUUUUAUUAUUAAUUCUUUUAGAAUAGCUCUUUUAUUUAUUGUACUUUAGAGAAAACUGUGUGUGUAUAAUGAUUAGAUGUAUUAUAAAAAUUAAGGCAGGUAAUAAAUUGCAUGGUUUUUUCCUAUUUUAAGAAAAAAAUAGUAGUUAAAUGCAUUGCUUGUCCACAAAUCUGAAAUAUAUGCUAGAAAAAAUAUAUAAAAUUAUUAAAUAUUAUACUGUAGGGUAAACAUGAAUGUUAAAUCUACAUUUUUGUAGCACGAUAAAGAUACUAAGCUUACUGAAGGUAAUAACUGAAAUUUGUCAAUUGAUAGUUGAUAAUUUCAUUCAUUGGUUAUUUGAAUUAUGUUGGAUUAAAUUUGUAAUUUGUGAAUUUCUGUAGAUUUACAAGUAAGUAUGCUAAAAAUUGGCAUUUCUAAAGAAUUUGCUACUUUUUGUAGAUGCUACUUUUUGUAGAUUUCUUUUACUUUAGAUGACCACAAUUAAGUAAGGUAUAUGAAUUCAUAUGAAAAACAAAAUCAACAAGGAAGGGCGGGGUUCAAUGAAAGCAACCCCCACACGACCCAGCAACACAUUACCACCAGUAUGGAGCCCUGCAAAGCCAUUUGUAAAAACUACUGCAUUUUUUUUAACAUUUAAUCAUUUGUUUUUAUGAUUUUCUUCCUUAGUUUGCUUGUAAGAAGCAUAUUGUACCAAAGUGCAGUAACGGGUCAACGCGUUUACUCCUAGUGAAUUUUUGUAGUAUUUAACCAGUUACUGCACAAAGGGGACAGUAUUUCUUUUUAUUUCAUUAAUUGUUAAAACAAGUAUUUAGAAUACUAAAUAACGAAAACAGAUACAUUAAAAAGUCAUUAAAUUUAAUCAAAUUUAAUUGAAAAUUUAAUUAAAUUUAAUACUUUUCUUGUAUACUUUUUAAUUUGUUAGUGUGAAAGAAAAUCUUGCAGUUUAAUAGCCAUAAAAAUAUUUAUACGCAAAUUAUGUGUGUUUUACAGAAGAUUUUACAUUGUGUUUUUUUUUUCUUUUACUCGAAUUAAGUGUUAAAAGUGUAUAAGUUGUUAAGAAUAGUUAUAUUAAGAGAAUGCCUUUAAAAUUUUAAGGAAAUUCAUAGUUGCUCAAUUGUGUUAGAUAUUUUAAUUGAAAUUUUGUUGUUGUUUUUUUAUUAUGUGAUAAAAUAGAAAUGUGCUUGUAAUAUAAAAAUAUAAAUGGUAAAACUAUAUACAGGUAUAUUAGGCAAUUUUCUGAAGUCUUGCUUUCUGUUAAGGUUAUAUGUGACGUAAGUAGAUUUUUUAUUUUUAGAAAGGAAAGAAACAUUGUGUAAAGUGGUUUAAACUUUCGACAUUUUGUUAAAACCAUUUUUUCUGAAACAUGUACUUUCUGAUACAUAGACUAUGUCAUAUAGAAAUGGUUUCUGUUCUCAACUAUACUAGGAUAUAUUUCUUAAAAUCGCAUUAAUUGUGAAAAAAAUUAUGAUAUCUCUUAAAAUGGCAUAUGUUCUGAAAUGAAGAAAAAUCUGACUUAAAAAUGGUAUUUCUUGCUAUAUUUUCCCCAAAAUUACAAAGAUUGAAUAAUUGAAGUUGAUUAUCUUACAGAAUAUCAUGAACAAAGUGUCACCUAAAUUGCCUCUCUUGUAAAAUAUAUCCAGUGUAUGUUUUAAAUGAAUUUUCCUUAAGAAAUAUAAGACAGUUAAGUAUUUUGAGGUAAAGACAAAGGUACUUAUUUAACAUAUUAAGGUUUUUCGUUUCACUUUGUAUUCAUUGAACUAAUAAAUGUUAUGAAAAUAUA